AGAAAUCUAGGGUUUUCCAAAUCUUUCGAGUGUUUUUAAACGCCGUUCGUCCUCGUCUUCUAUCUCUAUUCACGUCUGAGCAUUCAAAAAAUAAAAAGUCAUGGGGUUUGCGGCGAUUUGGAACUCUCAUCCCAAGAAGUACGGGCCUGGUUCCCGCACCUGCCGUGUGUGCGGAAACUCACAUGGGCUAAUCAGGAAGUAUGGUCUGAACUGCUGUAGGCAGUGCUUCCGCAGCAACGCCAAGGAAAUCGGAUUCAUCAAGUACCGUUAAAGAUCUGGUGUUGUUUAUGCAGUUGCAGUCAUUUUGUUUUCUUAAGCUUUUGAGACUUCAAUAUUGUAAUGGAUCUUAUUAAUAUGCAAUACAUUUGAGUUGUUGAACGUUUUA
Raphanus sativus (radish) is the source of this 385-nucleotide messenger RNA. Its product is annotated as 40S ribosomal protein S29-like. Bases 101 to 271 code for a protein of 56 amino acids. Gene Ontology annotation, molecular function: structural constituent of ribosome; zinc ion binding. Gene Ontology annotation, biological process: translation. Gene Ontology annotation, cellular component: ribosome; cytosolic small ribosomal subunit. The record is from RefSeq and is a predicted model, not a curated record. The transcript has 3 exons. Lineage: Eukaryota; Viridiplantae; Streptophyta; Magnoliopsida; Brassicales; Brassicaceae.